CUGUGGACCAAUAAAGCACCAAGUAGCAUUCAUUACCGGUGCCAUACUUUCCGGCUAGUAUCAGCCGUAGUUGGUAGAAUAUGAUCCAGAGUAGUUCAUUUUCCCAUAUUUUUCCAUAUUAUCUUUCACCUCCCUGCGAGUGCAGUGCCCGUGUGUGCGCGUUCUCGAAUGGCGAAUAACGUGGCCACGGACACCGAAAUCUGUCAAGUGAUUUUGAUCGCCAAAACCCUGUGGAGCGUGACGCCAUUCAUGCACUGCAAUUUGAACUCAGAUUGAACCAAUUCAAAUAUUUCAGGUGGAUCAACGUGCAUUUACCUGUAAGGUCAAGCAGAGUCAUCAGGUAACCACCAGUUAGGUAGGAGAUAGCCUCCAGAUGCCUUUGUUUCUCCAAAAGAAUACUGGGUUACAAAAAUGAUCGUGGGUUUAAUGAAACAGAAAAGUGCCCGUCGGAUAUUCAUUCUAGCUGUUUUGCUGGUUACCAUCACAGUGAUCUGUCAGCGGCUUUCACGGGAUGUUGCUCACUGGGAAGCGCUGCCAGAUAAUUUGAGGAGCAGAAUUAAAUGUGCCCCUCAUAGUGACGUGGUCGAAGACGAAAAUCAAGGCAGACGUUUUCCUCAGAGACAUUCUCAGAAUUUGACCAUCGUUUCAGCUUACAUCAACCUUGGUUCAGUCCCAAAAGGUAUUGUAGAAACUCGAAACACGGCCAAAUAUUUAAAAUGGGCGACUGUGUUCGGUCGUUUGGACAACGCUCUUGUGUUUUACACGGACUCUUCGGAGAUGAAGACGGUGGUCGAGAACAGUCGCCGUAUGUCAAGUUUUCCCACGCGAGUUAUAGAAGUGGAAGACCGGAACAAGCUCUGGGCGUUUGGACUCAAGGCCCAUAUCCAGGCAAUUUUCAGCAAUUUAUGGAACUUGAAGGCGAUACAGCCAGAAAAAUAUGCGGACUAUUCCAGUUCUCAACACGCAAAGUACGAAUUCAUGGAGGACGCCAUCAGCAGAGAUUUUUAUCACUCGGAAUAUUAUGCCUGGUUGGACGUUGGUUACUUCCGCGACAUUGUACAUCUUUCUCACCAUUUUACUCUUGAAAUCCCGUGUAAUUUUAACUCGUCAAAAAUAGCCUUUAAUGUGGUUGACCGUGACAUCUCUCUGUCCAGUAAGCCGGCCGACAUCAUGCUGGACACUCAGGUGUGGAUUGGCGGAGGUUUCUUCUUCGGCAGGAAAUCUGUCAUGUUGUCCUUCGCCAAACAGUACCGUCGAGCCGUCGAGGCAUUCAUCGCCCAGGGAAUAAUCAACACUGACCAGCAGGUCAUCUUCUCGCUUUUCAGCGACGAGGGAAGGAACGUGUUAAAACCGUCCGUUCAUAUUCAGUUGUACGUCCCAGACGGGGAUGUGAAUGAAUGGUUCUAUCUGGGAUAUCUGUGUAUGAAAAUAAAAGAAAUUGUAAAUCAGCGUGUGGUUGCUGCUACCCGAGAACCCCAUUGAAAAUGUAUUGAUCCAGAUCAGUUUUCUCCCUUUUUGACAGUUGUAGUUUUUUUCCUGUUCUUUUCUUCUUCCAAACACUCAACAAAUAGUUGUAGAGAACGAUUGUUCAUUGCUGUCAGACAAGGGGAAAAGUAGUACCGGAAUGCCUGACUCGUACGUUGUUGGAAUAAGGGCACGUUUGUCGUAAAUGAAUGUUGGGUGCGUGUCAGCGUAUCACUGUCCUUGGUUUGACAAACCUUUCACAAAUCCCACCACAAGCGGUGUGAUGUCACUAUGUCUGGCAAUCGCAUAAAAUGGUUGACAGACCGGGAAAAUUUGAUCGAGAGAAAACUUGACAUGACCUGGUCAAGAAAACCGACAGAAAUGGCCCUGGUAAGGAAAGUAUACUAGUUACUCUCCUUGUCCCAUACGAGUACUGGAUAACCACCACAAGGCACAAGAUUAACACUUCGAAAACGGACCAGAAAAGUCAUAAAUUUACUUUGACUUUCAAAGGACUUGUUCAUGCCGCUUAUGAGUGGUACACUGAGAAUACACUGUAUGGGUGCCAUUCAAAUGUGGAUUGAUCAAUUGAUUUAGUACGUUUAUUAGAUUAUUACCUUUCCAGCAAGGCAAAGGUAAAAAUAACUAUUGAAUGCUGUUCAAAGCAUAUUAAAAACAACAACGCUGCAUUGUAGGUGCAGCUUACUUUUAUUUAUUUCUUCCUGACUUUCCAAUCCUCUUCAUUGGAUUGUUAAGUCUUGGAUACACAGUAUCUGUAAAAGUAUGUUGCAAACGUUCUGUCGAAAUAUCCAAGGCCAAGUACAAAAAUAUGAGAUUUGUACAAAAAAUGUUGAUUUGUACAAAAAUUUUUGAGAAUUGUAUUAUGCAAACAGUAUACAUAUAUUUCACAUUGGUUGGUACCAUGAAUCAGCUCUACUUGCUUUUGAGAAAUGUUUUUCUUCAGGGGAGCGUUACGGGUCAGGAUAGAAAAAUUGCUCCAUUAUGGUUCUUCCAAGCAGUAUAUAUAAUUGUUCAGGACUUAAUAGUUCUCCAGCUCAAUUGCUUUUAGUCUCCACAGUACUUACUGCCUGGAUAACGUUAAAAUUUGUGGAUCAAGCUAUGGUUGGUGUUUUUACUCUGUGCUAUGUUUUUCACACAGCUUGUCCACAGGAAUGUUUUAUUUUAAAAGGAAAACGAGUUGAUUGGAUGGUUUACUCUCUCAUACCCUGGGCUCUGUAUACAUUAUAGUUUGGAAAUCACAGAUGUCAUAUUUUGGGGUUACAUCAGCUUUGUUCUUGUUCUUUAGUACCGCUGAACGGAUUUGAGUCAGAAUUCAAUAUUUUGAUAACUCAUUUGACCAUUAUAAGUGAUUAUUUAAAAGACAUUGAUGUCCUUUAUUUUAUUGAGUCUGUUUCAACACAACCGCGUUUAAAACAUUUUUUCCCGCCACGCAUCAGGCUUCAGACCCCAUUAAUUGUCCGUAAGCGACAAUAUUAACGUUUAGCGCUGGGCUCAGUUCCAACCAUUCCGUGGCCAAUAAGCUUUGGUGCAUACCUAG
Molecule: messenger RNA, 3022 nt
Organism: Liolophura sinensis
Lineage: Eukaryota; Metazoa; Mollusca; Polyplacophora; Chitonida; Chitonidae
Exons: 3
Coding region: 412-1482 (356 amino acids)
Source: RefSeq, a predicted model, not a curated record